This is a messenger RNA of Exophiala mesophila, 870 nucleotides long. RefSeq lists its product as uncharacterized. The record is from RefSeq and is a predicted model, not a curated record. Bases 1 to 870 code for a protein of 289 amino acids. Gene Ontology annotation, molecular function: actin filament binding. Lineage: Eukaryota; Fungi; Ascomycota; Eurotiomycetes; Chaetothyriales; Herpotrichiellaceae. The transcript has 3 exons. Gene Ontology annotation, cellular component: cytoskeleton.
AUGUCCUCUACAGUCACUCAAUCGGUUGACACCUCGAUAAACAUUCAACCAGAGAAGGAGAGCGUGUUGAACUUCAAGAGAACUGAAACCCGGACAUCGUCAUUCCAUGAGGUUCCCAGUUUUACAGACAAACAAGCUGAACGAAAAUGGGCGAAACAGCAUAUGGCUGCCGCUUUUCGAACCUUUGCCAGGCUGGGCUGGGCCGAUGGUGCAUCCGGACAUAUCAGUCUUCGAGAUCCCGUCAACCCUCAUUGGUUUUGGAUUAAUCCUUAUGCUAAACACUUCGCCCUCAUGAAAGCUAGUGAUCUGGUCUUGGUUGAUCAUCAAGGCCACCCUGUGGAGCCAACAAAGCACAGAGUCAAUGCUGCUGGUUUUGUGAUCCAUUCCUCAAUCCACCAGGCAAGGCCAGAUAUCAAUGCAGCUUGCCAUAUGCACUCUCCUGCUGGUAGAGCAUGGUCUACGUUUGGACGCGGUCUUGAAAUGAUCAAUCAAGAUAAUUGCAUGUUCUAUAAAAACCUCGAGGUAUACAAAGGCUUCGGAGGUAUUGUCCUAGCAGAAGAAGAAGGAAAGAGGCUUGCUAGUGCUCUCGGCAAGGACUCGUUGAACUUGAUUCUUCAAAACCACGGUAUUUUGACUUGUGGUGGAACCGUUGACGAAGCAGCAGCAUAUUUCAUUGCACUUGAGCGAGCAUGCGCAAACCAGAUCAUGGCUGAAUCUGCUGCUGCUAACGGUGUGUCGAAGAAGUACGUCGGCACCCAGGAGGCCGAAUACACCUACAAAUGCACUGGUAACCCUCAGGUAUCAUACUGGCAGUUUCAGCCCGAAUACGAUUUGACCGUUGAAUUGUCUAAUGGUCAAGUCUUGGAAUAG